CCAGGAGGACACACACUUGGACGACCGGAUCUUGCGAUCAGCUAGACGGCAGAUAGCCCACGUGUCCCUAGGACCGGAGGGUGAUAGGAUUAUGUUCCGCCAGCUUAGGGAGAGACAGCAGCAGUAGAGGAGAGCUAGAGCAACCGAGGCCAGCAGGGCUUUAGUUCGCGAGGCCGGUGCUACAGCAGCCAUGGCUACUUCCGCCAUGGUCACUUCUGCGCAGCAGACUUCCCAAGCCAGCAGUUCAGGUGUCGUCGGGUCAACGGUCGCGCAGUCCGUGAGUCAGUCCACUGGCAUUAUGGCAAGCCAGGUAGCAGUGUUGACUCUAGAGGAUGUCGCCAUCCAGCAGGCAGCCCUGCAGGAGGCACAGCUACAACGGGCAUUAGGAGAUAUAAAAGCGGAGAAGGAGAAGAUGAUCAGAAGAAGAGCCAGGAUGCAGCGGAGAGGGGCAGACAUAGAGGACGAUGGACCUGACGAACAGGAUGAUGAUGUGAGGGCAGUUAGGAGGGCCCUGCUAGGCGUAAUAGAGAUGCAGGAGCAUCAAACUACCAUCCUUCAGGAUAUCCAACAGAGCCUAGACAUUCUGGCAGGCUGUGCUCAGGCAGCACCAUCACCAACCGGGCCUGGUGCCUGGCCCGUGCCAUAUCCUCCUUUUUCUGUCCCACCGGUGACAGGGGUAUCCCCAUAUGUAGCCCCGUCAUCGAUUGCUAUCGUUUCCUUGGGCAUGCCGCUGUCAGGAGGGGUAACAACAGGGAGUAGUUUACAGGUUCCUUUUCAGACAGUGUACACCCAAACUCCGUCGCAGGUUGCAGUCACCACGCAGCCUGCUGUCUCGCAGAUUGUGCAGCCUCACGACACGCAGCCUCAACAGCUAGCACAGCAACCUGUGUCACCGGGUCCACAGCCCAGAAUGGUGCAGGGACCGGGACAAACUCAGUGGGUACCAAAGACGGCCAUCGCCACUCCCAAACCUUUUACAGGGGACAAGAGAGGCGAAGACCUCGACACAUGGUUGAGGUCAGUGCCAGUCUAUGUCAGGUGCAAACUUACCUUGCCGCACGAAGAAGUGCUUGUGGCUGCAUCUUACCUAAAGGGUAGUGCAGCAAGAUGGUUGAGCGGUUUAGUGCAGCUCCAGGGAUAUGGUCAUGACUUCCGCGCUUGGGCAGCCACCCAGAAACUGGAUGACUUCUUGAAGAUGGUGGAGGAGAGGUGGCACGAUCCUCAGGAGGCUCAAAGGGCCACUGAUGCGAUCCUGAUACUGCACACGAGGCAGUUUAAGUCAGUAAGAGAAGCCACCGACGAUGUUGAGCAUCUGAUCUGUGUCCCAGGGGUGCGCUAUGACCCCCAGGUCCUACUGACUUCGUACUUGAGAUGCUUUUCUCAGCCUCUCAGGAACAAGUUGGCAAAAGAGGCCAACAUCAAUAUGCACAACUUUCCUUCGUUUAGUAAGGCGAGCUUGAUGAGCUUCGCCACCAACUCAAGCGUAGAGAAGGGUUGGAUCCGGCCGAGUGUCUCUCCUUAUGGGUCUCUAGUUUUAUUUGUAUCUAAGAAGAAGGAGGGUACUCUUCGGAUGUGCAUUGAUUAUAAGGGCCUCAAUGCCAUCACUGUAAAAAAUAUUGCGUUUGGCCGCACUCGUGUCUUGUACUUGGGUCAUGAGAUCUCCGCGGAAGGGUUGAAUCCCGAUGACGCGAAGGUGGCCAGCAUUCGUGAUUGGCCACGUCCUCAGUCUGUGACUGAGAUGAGAUCUUUCUUAGGAAUGACCGACUACUAUAGGACUUUCGUUAAGAACUAUAGCAUAGUGGCCGCACCUUUGACUGAUCUGACCCGCCUUGACACCCCAUGGGAGUGGACAGACGAGUGUGAGGCUGCUUUCACACAUCUGAAGCAUGCGUUGACGCACUACGAGGUCUUGAAACUUCCUGAUCCUGACAAGCCGUUUAUAGUCACCACGGAUGCCAGCCAAUAUGGCAUUGGCGCCGUGCUCGCGCAACAGGAGAGGCCAAAGUUGAGGCCAAUCGAGUACAUGUCGAAAAAGAUGUCGUCUCAAAAGUUGCCAAAGUCCACCUACGAGAAGGAGCUGUACGUCGUGUACAAGGCUCUGACCCAUUGGAGACACUAUCUCCUUGGGAGGUUCUUCAUCCUCAGGACUGAUCAUCAGACCUUGAGAUGGAUGAGAACUCAGCCCGUACUUUCUGACGCCCUGAAGCGUUGGAUCGAAGUCAUUGAGCAGUAUGACUUCGACCCCCAGUACCUCAAAGGGGAGUACAACAAGGUGGCUGAUGCCUUGUCGCGUAGACCUGACUUUUCAGACGCCGAGCUGCAGCGGUUCUGGUGGCCCACGAUGAUGCGAGACGCCUCGCUGUACGUGGAGACUUGUCAGGUAUGUCAAAGAGACAAGCCCUGUACUCAGGCUCCUCUUGGGCUCCUGAAGCCCCUUCCGAUUCCGGAACGGCCUGGUGAGAGUCUGUCCAUGGACUUCAUGGAUACUCUGAUCACCAGCAAGAGUGGGAUGCGGCACAUCUUCGUCAUCGUGGAUAGAUUUAGCAAGUAUGCUAGGUUAGUGGCAAUGUCGGAAACAGCCAGAACGGAGUAUGUGAUCAGAAUGUUUAAACAGAACUGGGUCAGGGACUUUGGAUUACCGAAGUCUAUUAUUAGUGACAGGGAUGUCCGUUUCACCAGCGAGUUGUGGAAGGCCGCUGCUGCAGAGCAAGGAACUCAGUUGCAGAUGACUUCUGGGAAUCACCCAGAGGCCAACGGUCAGGCUGAGCAACUGAACCGCGUUGUACAACACCUGUUGAGGCAUUACAUCGAGCCCAACCAGGUGGACUGGGAUGAGAAGCUUGCUCUCAUCGCCAGCUUGUACAACAACGCUGUACACAGCGCCACCGGGGAGCACGGGAUCUCCCGCAAACUCAUGCCCCAGUACUUUGGACCUUGGGAAGUCUUGGAUAUCGUUGGGACAGAUCCGGAUGUGCCAUCUUAUGUUAUCCGGAUCCCUGGUCAUCUCCGUACUUACCCUGUCUUUCACGCCUCCAAGCUGGCACCUUUCAAAGAUACUGAUCAGUUUCCAUCUCGUCGCUCAAUGCUGCCCCCAACCAUGUAUGGAGAGGUGGACAUCGAUGAUAUUGUGGAUCACAUAGAGCUGCCGGUAGCAAGACCAGCAGGCAGGGGACGUCCUCCGAAACCGAAGCUGCAGUACCGCGUUCGGUUCCGGCAUCACACUGAUCCAAAGGAGGACCGCUGGCUCACCAGGGAAGAGCUUAUGCAGACCGCUCCUCAAGUUGUAACCCAAUACGAGGGAUCUCUGCAGAAGGGAAAGCGCCCUAUGAUCGAAGAUUGAGCUUCUCAGAGGACUGUUGAAGCUAA
This is a messenger RNA of Chara braunii, 3366 nucleotides long. NCBI's taxonomy places the organism in Eukaryota, Viridiplantae, Streptophyta, Charophyceae, Charales, Characeae. The record is from the annotation of a GenBank genome assembly.